GAACAACCCAUCUUCAGUGCCAGAGCACACGUCUUCCAGAUAGACCCGGCCACCAAGAGGAACUGGCUCCCUGCCAGCAAGCAUGCAGUCACCGUCUCCUUCUUCUAUGAUGCCAACCGGACUGUGUAUCGCAUCAUCAGUGUGGGGGGCACCAAGGUGAGAUAUAAACCCUGCUGGCUCUCUCUUAGCAACGUGUCCUCAUUGCAGUAUGAUUGAACAGCUGAGUUGCACCAGUGCCGUGCACAGACCUUUUAAGGAGGCAGGUACAACAACAACAACAACAACAAAAAGGCACCCCCCACCCCCUCCUAAAUUUUUUUAAAAGACUUUCAGAAUUCAUAUCUCAAAAUGCUUUCCAGUUUCAUUGACUCACCCAACAAUGCGCAGCUCACUCGCCAGAGAUGGCCGAUGCGCUUGUACCAACAACCUAUCUCUCUUGUUUUACUUUGUAAAGCAAUGUUCGCUCAAUAGGCCUAUUUGGAAGUUGAUAAAAUAUUUUGGUAGCCUACAGCAGACAAAUAAGAUUAUUCUCUUUCCAGCAGGAGCCAUUUGUUUUUUCAACCUUCCCGCAGAUUGUAUUUGAAAUAUUGCGAAGGCCUGUUUUGUCUUCAUGCUGUUCACUGACAGAUUUGCUGUGCGUGCCUUGUUAUUGGGCUACAAACAAUCCACAGCUAGGCUAUUUUUUAAAAGGAGCUAUUGAUCCUCUGUGGCUAAAUGAAAGGCCUACUCAUGGUGUAGGCUAUUCUGAAUUAUUUCAUUUCUUUCUGAACAGACGGCAGUAAUUCUAUAACUUUGGCAAAUUUCAAUUUAUCAGGGGUAAUGCAGCACCUCCAGCACUCUUCCCGCGGCAAUGAUUCUAUAAGGAAAUAAAUGAAGUGCUGCUGCGUUUAGGCCAUCAGCCAACAAGACCGAAUAUUGAUGAUGUAAAUCAAGUGUUAUCAAGUGUUAAUCAAAUGUUAUGCUGCUGUGGCAGUAGUAGUACUGUUGAUAUUUAAACCAAGUAGCUUGCUACACACACUCGACCGGUGACCGUAUCUCGCCAUGCGAUACAGGGCGCGUGCAAUCUCCAUACAUGUGCUCCGUACAGGGCAGACCGACGGGAUGGGGUAGGGUGGCGAACUUGGGGGCAGUGGCUGCUUCCCAACACACACACACUCUUUAUAUGGGAGCUAGGCUGAUUUCGACUUAUGAGCAUGUAACAUUUAUAGUCCUGCCCCCCUGACAACUUGUCCUACAAAGGAUGCUUCAAUGGUAGUGAGCAAAACCACAUGUUAUUAGUCUUUUGCUAAGGUUUCUGACAGUACUGGAGCGAGUGGAUGUAUUCUUUCUGUCUACUUUCUUUGAUUAUUCACUGAGAAUUCAAAACAUGUCUUAUGUUCUCGCUCACUGAAAGGGUUGACCUGGUUAUAGAGGGAAACUGUGAACUUUUGAAACGUCUGCAAUUCAGUGCAUUUUGCACAAUAAUGCCUUUGUCUGAUCUGUUGGUAAUGUUUUUUGUUUAUUCUCUGUGGAUUCAUUAUCAGUAGGCCCCAGGCAAGGUGGCAGAAUCAUGCAGUGACGCGUGAAGUUUUGCUUUGUUGAUUAGAAAUAAACAGUUGAUUUAUGCCUCGGUCUCUGACAUACAUCACAGGCCAUCAUCAACAGCACCAUCACCCCCAACAUGACAUUCACCAAAACAUCCCAGAAGUUUGGCCAGUGGGCUGACAGCCGUGCCAACACCGUGUACGGCCUGGGUUUUGCCACUGAGCAACAGCUUCAGCAGGUUGGUCACUGCCAGUGUUUUAGACUGUUGAGCACAUUUCUAAUGUACUUGUUGACUAAUCGUUCUGAUAAUUUAAUUUCCUUUUCUCUGUAGUUUUCAGACCAGUUCAAGGAAGUGAAGGAGGCAGCACGUCUUGCCAGGGAGAAAUCCCAGGAGAAAUUUGAACUGAUCAACCCUGCGCUAAAUAUCGCCGCCCCACAGGUGAGGUCUGGAACUGCAGCUGCUCAAUUAGCCCCAUAA
Coregonus sp. 'balchen' is the source of this 2002-nucleotide messenger RNA. The record is from the annotation of a GenBank genome assembly. Lineage: Eukaryota; Metazoa; Chordata; Actinopteri; Salmoniformes; Salmonidae.